Messenger RNA from Musca vetustissima, 4575 nucleotides. RefSeq names its product DNA topoisomerase 2 (gene Top2). The record is from RefSeq and is a predicted model, not a curated record. Gene Ontology annotation, cellular component: nucleus. Gene Ontology annotation, biological process: resolution of meiotic recombination intermediates; DNA topological change; sister chromatid segregation. Gene Ontology annotation, molecular function: DNA binding; ATP binding; DNA topoisomerase type II (double strand cut, ATP-hydrolyzing) activity. The transcript has 4 exons. Bases 55 to 4575 code for a protein of 1506 amino acids. NCBI's taxonomy places the organism in Eukaryota, Metazoa, Arthropoda, Insecta, Diptera, Muscidae.
AUUACUCAACGCAUUCCUAGAUUUUUUACUGCACUUUCCCCAAACAAACUAAAAAUGGAGAAUGGAAGCAAUGCCUCCGGUAGUGGUGGUGGUAUGUCCAUCGAAAAGAUGUACCAAAAGAAAUCACAAUUGGAACAUAUUCUUUUGAGACCCGAUACAUAUAUUGGUUCUGUGGAACAUACCAAGGAAUUGAUGUGGGUCUACAACGAAGAGAAAAAUCGUAUGGUCCAACGAGAGAUAUCCUUCGUGCCCGGUCUUUAUAAGAUAUUCGAUGAAAUCUUGGUAAACGCUGCCGACAACAAACAGCGAGACAAAUCCAUGAGUGCUAUUAAAAUUGAUAUUGAAGCCGAAAAGAAUACAAUCUCGAUAUGGAACAAUGGCCAGGGUAUACCGGUAACUAUGCACAAGGAGGAAAAGAUGUAUGUGCCAACUAUGAUUUUCGGUCAUUUACUGACCUCCUCGAAUUACAAUGACGACGAGAAAAAAGUUACCGGUGGUCGUAAUGGUUACGGUGCCAAAUUGUGUAAUAUAUUUUCCACCAUGUUUACUGUGGAAACCGCUUCGAAACAGUUCAAGCGCUCGUUCAAACAAACCUGGGCAGCGAACAUGACCAAAACUACCGAUCCUAAGAUUAAGGAAUUUGCCGGCAGUGAUUAUACCAAGAUUACAUUUUGCCCUGAUUUGGCCAAAUUUAAAAUGGACCGCUUAGAUGAAGACAUUGUUGCCUUGAUGUCGAGAAGAGCUUUCGAUGUGGCUGCCUCCACCAAGGGUAUUGCCGUCUAUCUAAAUGGCAAAAAGUUGGCCAUUAAGAAUUUCAAAGAUUACAUCGAUUUGUACAUCAAGGGAGAAGAUGAAUCUGGCCAAGCGGUUAAAAUUGUCUACGAACAGUGUGGAGAACGUUGGGAGAUAGCCUGUUGUCCAUCGGACCGCGGUUUCCAGCAAGUAUCUUUUGUAAACUCCAUUGCCACAACGAAGGGAGGUCGGCACGUCGAUCAUGUGGUGGAUAACAUCAUCAAACAACUUUUGGAGGUGUUAAAAAAGAAAAAUAAGGGUGGCAUCAGCAUUAAACCCUUUCAAGUUCGUAAUCACAUGUGGAUAUUUGUCAAUUGUUUAAUUGAGAACCCCACAUUCGAUUCCCAAACCAAGGAAAACAUGACGCUUCAAGCUAAAAGUUUUGGUUCGAAAUGUAAUAUUUCGGAGAAAUUCAUUGGAAGUGUUUCCAAAUCGGGCAUUGUCGAGUCCGUAUUGUCAUGGGCCAAAUUCAAAGCUCAGAAUGAUAUUGCCAAAACCGGUGGCAAAAAAUCCUCAAAAAUAAAGGGCAUACCGAAGUUGGAGGAUGCAAACGAAGCUGGUACCAAAAACUCGUAUAUGUGCACACUGAUUCUCACCGAGGGUGACUCAGCCAAGUCUUUGGCUGUUUCCGGUCUUGGUGUAAUUGGUCGUAAUUUUUAUGGCGUCUUCCCGUUGCGUGGUAAAUUGUUGAACGUUCGUGAAGCCACAUUUAAGCAAUUGGCGGAAAAUGCUGAAAUCAAUAACUUGUGUAAAAUCAUUGGUCUACAAUACAAAAAGAAAUACCUCACCAUGGAUGACAUCAAGACACUGCGUUAUGGCAAAGUCAUGAUAAUGACUGAUCAGGAUCAGGACGGUUCUCACAUCAAAGGUCUGCUCAUCAACUUCAUCCACACGAAUUGGCCUGAACUGCUGCGAUUGCCAUUUUUGGAGGAAUUCAUCACACCCAUUGUAAAGGCUACCAAAAAGAACGAAGAACUCUCAUUCUAUUCUCUGCCCGAGUUUGAGGAAUGGAAAAACGAUACACCCAAUCACAAUACCUACAAUAUCAAAUACUACAAAGGUUUGGGUACCUCCACAUCAAAGGAGGCUAAAGAAUAUUUCCAAGAUAUGGAACGUCAUCGUAUCCUCUUCAAAUACGAUGGCACCAAGGAUGAUGACAGUAUUGUAAUGGCAUUCUCCAAGAAACACAUUGAGUCGCGUAAAGAAUGGCUUACAGCUCACAUGGAUGAAGUGAAACGACGCAAAACACUGGGUCUGCCGGAACGUUAUCUGUACACAAAAGGCACCAAGGCUGUCACAUAUGCCGAUUUCAUCAAUUUGGAAUUAGUAUUGUUCUCGAAUGCCGAUAAUGUACGUUCCAUACCAUGCUUGGUGGAUGGUUUCAAGCCUGGCCAACGUAAAGUCAUGUUUACUUGCUUCAAACGUAACGACAAACGUGAAGUUAAAGUUGCCCAACUUUCUGGCUCGGUUGCUGAAAUGUCUGCCUACCAUCACGGUGAGGUAUCCCUGCAAAUGACCAUUGUCAAUUUGGCCCAAAACUAUGUGGGCUCGAAUAACAUUAAUUUGCUUGAGCCUAGAGGUCAGUUCGGUACUCGUUUAACGGGUGGCAAGGAUUGCGCUAGCGCUCGUUAUAUUUUCACAAUUAUGUCGCCAUUGGCACGUCUCAUCUUCCAUCCCAUGGAUGAUCCAUUAUUGGCCUAUGAGGUCGAUGAUGGUCAAAAGAUUGAACCUCAGUGGUAUAUUCCGAUUAUACCAAUGGUGUUGGUAAACGGUGCUGAUGGUAUUGGUACCGGCUGGUCAACCAAAAUCUACAAUCACAAUCCAAGGGAUAUCAUGAGGAAUAUUCGACGCAUGUUGGCCAAUGAGGAACCUCAAGUAAUGCAUCCAUGGUAUAAGAAUUUCCGUGGUACCAUUGAAUACAUAUCCGAUGGCCGUUACAUCAGUUCGGGUAAUAUUCAAAUUGUCCAAGGCGACAAGAUUGAAAUAUCUGAAUUGCCUGUUGGAACAUGGACCCAAACAUACAAGGAAAAUGUCUUGGAACCAUUGGCUAAUGGUUCGGAAAAAGUCAAACCCAUUAUUUCCGAUUAUCGCGAAUAUCACACCGAUACCACAGUACGUUUUGUAAUCACACUGGCUCCCGGAGAAUUCGAUCGUCUGAAUGAAGAACCAGGCGGAUUCCAUCGUGUAUUCAAACUAACCUCUUCUAUGUCCACAAAUCAAAUGCACGCCUUUGACGAAGCUAAUUGUUUGAGACGUUAUCCCACAUCGGUGGACAUUUUGAAGUCUUACUAUCCCUUGCGUUUGGAAUACUAUCAAAAGCGUAAAGACUAUUUGGUCGGUAUGCUGACAGCCCAGGCCGAUCGUCUUACUGAUCAGGCCCGUUUCAUUUUGGAAAAGUGUGAACGAACACUGGUGGUUGAAAAUAAAAAACGCAAGGCCAUGAUUGAUGAACUGAUUAAGCGCGGCUACCGUCCUGACCCCGUCAAGGAAUGGCAAAGACGUAUUAAUAUGCAAGAGGACGAAGAACCCGAUGAUGAGGAAGAAGGUGAAGACGAAGAAAGUGCAUCUACAUCAGUGGUAAAGAAGGAGAAGAAGGCGCCAGUAGACCCGGAAAAGGCAUUCCAAAAACUUACCGAUGUCAAGAAGUUCGAUUAUCUGUUGGGUAUGUCCAUGUGGAUGUUGACGGAGGAACGUAAAAAUGAACUCUUGAAGCAGCGAGAUCAGAAGCUUGCCGAACUGGCUGCCCUCAAAGAGAAGACCAUACAAAUGUUGUGGUUAGAUGAUCUCGAUGAAUUAGAAAAGAAACUGGAUGAAGUUGAAGAGAAGGAACGUCUCGAUGAAUUGGGUAUUAACAAGAAACAAGCUAAGGCUUUGGCCAAGAAUAAGGCAGCCGCAGCAGCAGUAACUAAGAAACGUGGUGGCGAUAAGGGUGGAGCCGACGUUUUCCCAGAUCCACAGGGUGUGAAGGUCGAAUUUAAGGUAACUGAAGAAAUAUUAAAGAAGGUGGCUGCCGCAGCUGCAGCUACAACCAAAGUCAAGAAGGAAAAGGUAGACAAGAAGGCUGCAAAGGAAGGUGCCGUUAAAGAAGAAGGUGAUGAGUUCGAUAAUCUGGUAGAGGGUGGUGGUGGUGCUGCAAAGGCAACGAAAAUUAAAAAAGAACCUGGCACCACAGGUGCCAAAAAAGGACGCAAAAAGAAAGAUGAUGCAGGCGAUGGACUGAAACAGUCCACGUUGAAUUUCAAGGGCGGCAAAGGUAGAAAGAAAAAGGCCGGAAGCUCCGAUGAGGAUGAAGAUGACUUAAACUUGUCUGGCAGCGAUGUGGAAAUGAACGUUGCGGCGGUGGCACCACGUGCCGAUCGUCCUGGUCGUCGUGCAGCCACCAACAAAAAGAUCAACUAUUCUGGUCUAUUGGAUUCGGAAGAGGAGCAGAGUAGUGACGGUGAAGUGGUUUUCAAAGAAAAUGAUGCUGUCAAAGAACCCUCCACUGCUGCCGUUACCAAAAUAUCCGAUGCCGAAAAUAGUGACUUUGAUGAUUUCCAACCCGAAGAAGAUUCACCGGUUAAAAAGAAAAAGCCUGCAGCAGCAGCCAAACGCCCACGAAAGAAAGCAAAUCUAUCCAGUCCCGAUAGCGAUUCAGAUAAGAAGGUAUGUAGUAAUGCUGUUGAAAUGCUUUCGAAUUUUGAAAUUAAUAUUAACGUUACAUUUCAGACAAAGAAGAAGAAAAAGAAACGCUUUGCGGACAGUGAAAGUGAUGAAGAUGAUGAUUCAGAUUUUGAGGCUUAA